AUGGAAUGCCCGACAUCAGAACUCCAAAAAACAAACUAUCCCGCGAACGACGUUACGGCCUCAAAUUCCAGCAGUGAGUCACGGCUCAAGUCGUCAUACAUUCAGACCCGUCUUGACAGGUCCAAGAAAAGACAGGAUGACCUCAACCAGAAAAUGGCAGAGGCAAAGCAGAAAGAAGGUAACAGCCGUCGACAGAUCGAGGAAUUGCGCAACAAACAGGAACAAGUCAAAUCACGCCAUAGUGGAGAAGAGACUGCUUUCGAAAAUGCACGCAAGGAGUUCGAAGCAGCCCGUGCCAGAUUGAACAGCAAAGAAGAUGCUCUCCAGCGAGUCCAAGAUGAAAUUGAAAACUACGCCAAAAGCAUCAAAGAGGAAGAGAAGUCUGUGGCAGACUCGCAGGCAAACCAAGGCCGCAUCGACCAUGAGAUUCGUGAACUGCACGCCAUGCAAGGUCGAGCAGCUCGACAAGCAGAGGUCUUGGAUUUGAGAGCCUUCGAGAUCUCAGCGCUGGUCGAACAUGCGCACUCCAACAAGGGCUUCCUCGCAAAGCUGAACAGAAUCGCGCAGGGCACAGCUACAGAAACGAUGUAUAAGGACCUUCAGAGCGAGCUAUGGGCCAAGUCGACAGGUGCAAGCAAGGAGGAAUUGACAAACUUGGUGGCAACAGAAUUGCUUCCCAAGAUUGACCAGAAAGCUACAGUAGACAAGGACCCCCAGACAACGGCAAAGGUGGACGCCCACAACCGCGCAGGUCGAAAGCGUAAAACAGUUGUCGCGAAUCUCCAGAGCCUGUCGCAGAGCGAGACCGACAGCGAUGGCUACUACUUAGAAGACAGUGAUGAGGAGCUUGUUGACUCACGCCGGGGUCGUCGUGCACAGCUAUUUCAACGGGCUCAGAAAGACAAGGCUGAGCGUGACUUCAGAUAUUCGAAGAGAGCGAAGCACCAGCCCUACUACACGGAGCCGGUUGUGCUCGAAAUUGAUACCGGGGCACUCAAUGCCUUCGAGGAACUUCCGGGCAAGUCCAACAUGACAGGCUAG
This is a messenger RNA of Exophiala xenobiotica, 1041 nucleotides long. RefSeq lists its product as uncharacterized. The coding region runs from base 1 to 1041 and encodes 346 amino acids. The transcript has a single exon. The record is from RefSeq and is a predicted model, not a curated record. NCBI's taxonomy places the organism in Eukaryota, Fungi, Ascomycota, Eurotiomycetes, Chaetothyriales, Herpotrichiellaceae.